Sphaerodactylus townsendi is the source of this 4140-nucleotide messenger RNA. It is a transcript of the gene EIF4B, whose product is annotated as eukaryotic translation initiation factor 4B. Bases 88 to 1965 code for a protein of 625 amino acids. The record is from RefSeq and is a predicted model, not a curated record. Lineage: Eukaryota; Metazoa; Chordata; Lepidosauria; Squamata; Sphaerodactylidae. Gene Ontology annotation, molecular function: RNA binding. The transcript has 16 exons.
CCCCUUCCUUAGAGGAGGCGCUUCGCUUUCGCUAUAAUCACGUGACGGCCACAUCCGGGCCUUUUGCCUUCUCUCCCUCUUCCCAACAUGGCGGCCUCAGCUAAGAAGAAGAACAAGAAGGGGAAGACCCUGACUCUGACGGACUUUCUGGCAGAUGAGAGCGGUGGUGGUCCCACCUUUGUUCCAAAACCAGUCAGCUGGGCAGAUGAGACAGACGACCUGGAAGGAGAUGUUUCUACCACCUGGCAUAGCAAUGAUGACGAUGUGUACCGAGCCCCUCCGAUUGACCGUUCCAUCCUGCCCACUGCACCUCGGGCAGCUCGGGAGCCCAAUAUUGACAGAAGCCGUCUCCCAAAGUCACCCCCCUACACUGCCUUUCUGGGAAACUUGCCCUAUGAUGUAACAGAAGAGUCUAUCAAGGAGUUUUUCAGAGGACUUAAUAUAAGUGCUGUUCGUUUGCCACGAGAGCCUACUAACCCAGAGAGGUUGAAAGGAUUUGGAUAUGCUGAGUUCGAAGACCUGGACUCCUUGCUCCGCGCUUUGAGCCUCAACGAAGAGUCUCUAGGGAACAGGAGAAUACGAGUGGAUGUAGCUGAUCAAGCUCAGGAUAAAGACAGGGACGACCGCUCUUUUGGUAGAGAUCGUGAUCGCAACCGGGAUUCGGAGAGAUUCGAGACUGACUGGAGGGCUCGUCCUGCUACGGAUAGCUUUGAUGACUACCCUCCCCGCAGGAGCGAGGAUAGCUUUGGUGAUAGAUAUCGGGACCGUGACCGUGAUCGUUAUGAUUCGGACCGGUACCGUGAUGGUCCACGAAGAGACAUGGACCGUUUUGGGGGCAGAGAUCGUUACGAUGACCGUAGCAGAGACUACGAUAGAGGAGGUUUUGACUCAAGGUCAGGCAGUGGCAGGAGAGCCUUUGGCAGUGGAUACCGUCGAGAUGACGAUUUUAGGGGUGGCGGUGAUCGUUAUGAGGACCGUUACGAGAGGAGAGAUGACCGGAUGGAUAGGUGGAGCUCCUCACGUGAUGAUUAUAACAGGGAGGACAGCCGGCGGGAUGAUAAAGGUCCCACUCAGAGGCCUAAAUUGGUCCUGAAGCCCAGAAGCACCCCUAAGGAUGAAGAUGCACCCGUAGCUCCCACUACUCAGUCUAGCCGUGCAGCCUCCAUCUUUGGAGGAGCCAAGCCUGUGGACACAGCAGCAAGGGAGCGUGAAGUAGAAGAGAGGCUACAGAAGGAGCAGGAGAAGCUGCAACGUCAGCUGGAGGAUGAUAAACCCAGGCUAGAGCGACGACCCCGAGAGCGGCACCCUAGCUGGCGUAGUGAAGAGAAUCAAGAGCGAUCGCGGACAGGGAGCGAGUCUUCGCAAACUGGCAGUACAACCCCGUCUGUGGGAACAGGCCCAACAGGAAGAACCUCACGAAGGAGAGAGAGCGAAAAAUCCUUGGAGAACGAAAGUGUCAGCAAAGAGGAGGAAGGCCUGUCUCCCACCUCCAAGUCUCCCCGGGAAGAGAAGCUUCCCCUGAAAGUGAUGCCAGCUCCUCCCCCAAAAGAGAAUGCCUGGGUGAAGCGCAGCAGCAACUCCCACCCGCCACGCUCACAAAGCGCAGAUUCGGAUCAGCAUUCCCCUACAAGUGGCAGCCAGGCCGUGCCAUCCCUACAAUCAGAAGAUGGAAUAUCCCCCAAGAACACCCCAAGAAAUGGAGAUGAAAACAGUCCUGAUGGGGGGAAAGAGAGUGGUCCGAAAAUCCGAAGUGGGAGCUCUGGCCGUGGUCCCGGAGAUGGAGGCAGCAGAGAGCAUUGGCAAGAUUCGGAUAGAAAUGAAAGCAAGGAUUCUGACUCGAGAUCUGCAUCUGAGCCAAAGAUGUUCGAAGAGGACCCUGCCCCGAAAUUUAGCUAUGCUAGCAAGUAUGCUGCUUUGUCGGUGGAUGGUGACGAUGAAGCCGAGGGAGACGAAUACGCCGACUAAAUUCUUCAGCCCCUCUACGCCGUCUCCUAACUGGUUGCCACCCAGGAACAUUCGGAGAGCAAAACCAAACCUUUAUUCAGACAAGACAGGAAAAAAAAAAUAAAAGCCUACAAGUCAACAUCUCCUUGGAGAGACUUUUCUUAAACCUUUCUUUUAAAAACAAAAGAAAUCAAAAAAUUGAUAGUUUCUCUUGCAUGCUGCUGCAGCCUUUGAAGUAUUGAACUAACUGGAGAAAUCCCUGCAAAAAAAACACAAAACAAAAAAGGAAGUGUAGCAGGAGAGAAAAACAGCUGACGCCUUUUAAACAAAAAGGAAAUAGGCCCAAUGUGUGUGUGUGUUUGUCUCGGGUGUGACUUCACGCAGCUUCUGAUCAUGUUAAAAGAUCCCCGAGUUUCUUCCAGUUCAGAGUGCAGGUUAGUUUUCUUUUUAGCGGGCCGGCUGCUUGUGAGUGAGCAGACUGGGGAAGUGGGCAGCCAAGAAACGUCUCUUCUGUCCCCUUCUUUUGCAACCUGGCUGACUUCUGCAAUGUUAAUCCGAAGCAAUCAUCUUGAAAGCAUUUUGUGCACUAGGAAAGGGGGGGGGGGGACAACCUGUCUUAAUGACCUGGGGGAAGGGAGGGAGACAGCUCUCAAGAUUGAGAGGUUGCAACCCUGCAUGAGUAAUCGCUGAGUUUAGUUGCUAGGCUUUGCCCCUUUUACCAGGAGAGGAGAUUCUUCAUAUUGUCCACACUUGUGUUCAAAUUCCAGCUGCAGUGUUGGGAAUACUAAAGCUGAGCAGCGCAGUUUUGCUACUAAAUAUGCCCCUUUUGGAAGCUUGGUUCCCGUCUUUGCGGCUCUAGCAAAGAGGCUGCCAAUAACCACCUGUAUGCAGAGAGCUGCUUUCCACAUAAUUUGACCAAAAGACGUGGAAAUUUCCCAGAUGAGUUGGCGAGAAUUUGUCAUUGGUCGAACUUCUAUUAAAAGCCGCUUUCCUGUGCUACCAGCUCUCCGUUCAGAACCAGUUUUCAGUGGCUUCCCUGCAAGGGGGUUCUCUGUAGGAAACGAGUCAUUGAGCUUCAGGAAAACCCAAGAGUUGAAAGAGCAGAUUUCUGGUAGUCAGCAAUUCCUCUUUGCAUUAUUGAGGUAUUCUGCUAUGCAAAUUUUAAAGAGCACCCUGUUAUCUUUGGGCACUGUUACAGCUAGCAGAGGUCUGGCCGGGCUUCUUUCACGGUGGCUUCAUGGGAGCUGUUCCUCUUUCUGCCUACAUUUUAGUCAAGCAGAUGCACAGUAUGGCUGACAGAUAUAUCUCAGCCCUCAAGUAAAUAGGACGACUUUUAAAGCCCCCUCCCCCUGGGUUUUUGCUGAAGGACUGUCUCCAUCCCUAGCGUUCUCGCCGGUCAACAAACUCCUAGGGGCCGGAUUCUGUUUCAUUUUCUGCUCUUGCACUCUUGUUCUUUUUCUCUUCCCUCUUGAGGGCUGGGUAAGGCUGUGGGAAUUCUUUCACGGUGGCACAGAAGUAGCACAAGUUUUUCAAAACAACCAGUCCUCAGAACAGGGACAGAUGCUGAGUUAAUUGGCUAGAAUGGGUGGACUUCCUUCACUAGGGUUGCACCUGUACGUGCUCACCGAGAAGCUCUUUCACAUAGUUGGGGAGGAUGUCACAGUCCCAGUCUGUUCUUGAAACAAGCCUGGCUCCAUCAGGUGCUGUAUUUGGCAGGUUGGGAAGCUGCAAUGGCUAGUGUCUUUAUAUCAGUAAUUUUUAGCUACAGCUUAAAUUGGUCCCUCAAAAGUGAAAUAGUGUUGGUGUAUCCAAGGGGCAGGACAUAGGAACUGAACGGAAGAAGGGGGAGCUUGCUGAGAACAGAGAUGGAUUUGAAAUGCAACAUUGCUAUGACAUGCAGAGGGGUUAUAUUUGAGAUAGUGAAUUGCUAAUUUGCAUCCCCCCACCCCGAAGAAAAUUCUCUUCUCCCGUUCCCCUCUUGCGUGCACGCUCUCUCUGCUAUCAGAACAGGUUCACGAACGGAUUGAGUUGCAUUUUACACAUUCUGAAGACAUGUAAAAUUUGUACAAAAUAUCUUCUAUGAAAAUGAUUUGUAAUCUGUGUGGACUUCCUGGGAGAUGUCUUUUAUUAUGUAAAAUUCCUUCCCCUGCCCCCUUGGUUUUUUUCCCCUCCAAAUAAAACUAAUCUUUAAAAUAU